GGCUCGGGAGGGAGACAAUGCGCGCCUCUGUUCCCCCAGCGAGCCUCCUCUUCCCAUUCUGCUCCAGAAUAACAAUAAUGUUUUCUCAGACAUGCCUUUUUUGUGUCAGGGAUGGCUCUGGACUGUGACAUCGAGCUGCAAUAACAAGGAGUGACAUUGUUUCUGCCUGGGCAGGUGGAGGCAGCGUGUGGUUGGUCUGAGGGGACCCUGAGCCGUUCUAGCUGCAGGUCUAUGGAAAUGCAGGAUCUAGCCAGUCCUCACAGCCGAGUAAGUGGAAGCAGUGAAUCUCCUAAUGGUCCCAACCUCGACAACUCACACAUCAAUAACAAUUCCAUGACACCCAAUGGCACUGAAGUUAAAACCGAGCCAAUGAGCAGCAGCGAAAUCAUCACCUCAGUAGCAGACACCUCUCUAGACAGCUUCUCAGGAUCAGCCAUUGGAACCAGUGGCUUCAGCCCAAGACAAACUCACCAGUUCUCUCCACAGAUUUACCCUUCCAACAGAACAUAUCCGCAUAUUCUUCCUACCCCUUCAUCCCAAAAUAUGGCUGCGUAUGGGCAGACGCAGUACACCACAGGAAUGCAGCAGGCCGCAGCUUAUGCUAGCUACCCCCAGCCUGGCCAGCCGUAUGGCAUCCCAGCUUAUGGCAUAAAGACGGAGGGGGGCCUGAGCCAGUCCCAGUCCCCUGGACAGACGGGCUUCCUCAGCUACGGCUCUGGCUUCACCACGCCGCAGACAGGGCAAGCCCCCUACAGCUACCAGAUGCAGGGUGGUACUUUUACAACAACUUCGGGAUUGUAUCCAGGAAACAACUCCCUGACAAACUCCACCGGCUUCAACAGCACACAACAGGAAUACUCGAGUUAUCCAGCCUUUGGCCAGGGCCAGUAUGCUCAGUAUUACAACAGUUCCCCCUACACUUCACCCUACAUGACAAGUAACAACACCAGUCCCAGCACCCCCUCCACCACCACCACCUAUACCCUCCAGGAGCCGCCCACUGGCAUCACUAGCCAGGCGCUCACGGACAACUCUGUUGGUAUCACCGACAACUCUGCAGGAGAGUACAGUACCAUCCACAGUCCAUCAACCCCCAUUAAAGAUUCAGAUUCGGAUCGAUUGCGCCGGGCCUCGGAUGGAAAGUCACGUGGCCGGGGGAGAAGGAACAACAACCCAUCACCGCCGCCCGACUCCGACCUUGAGCGAGUUUUCAUCUGGGACCUGGAUGAAACAAUCAUCGUUUUCCAUUCCUUGCUCACGGGUUCUUACGCCAACAGAUAUGGACGGGACCCACCGACCUCUGUAUCGUUAGGCCUGAGGAUGGAAGAAAUGAUCUUCAACUUGGCUGACACACACUUAUUCUUUAACGACUUAGAGGAAUGUGACCAGGUACAUAUUGACGAUGUGUCGUCCGACGACAACGGUCAGGAUCUAAGUACGUAUAACUUUGGCGCGGACGGUUUCCAUGCAGCGGCGACCAGUGCCAACCUGUGUCUGGCCACGGGCGUGCGCGGAGGCGUGGACUGGAUGAGAAAGCUGGCCUUCCGCUACAGACGCGUAAAAGAAAUCUACACCACCUACAAAAAUAACGUUGGAGGUCUGCUGGGCCCGGCCAAAAGGGAAGCCUGGUUGCAAUUGCGAGCAGAAAUUGAAGCCUUGACGGACUCCUGGUUAACACUGGCACUGAAAGCACUAACAUUAAUCCACUCAAGGUCAAACUGUGUGAAUAUCCUGGUGACCACCACGCAGCUCAUCCCCGCCCUGGCUAAGGUCCUGCUCUAUGGCUUGGGAAUCGUCUUUCCUAUCGAGAAUAUUUAUAGCGCAACCAAAAUAGGGAAGGAGAGCUGCUUCGAGAGGGUAAUUCAAAGGUUCGGGAGGAAAGUUGUUUACAUUGUCGUUGGAGACGGCGUGGAAGAGGAGCAAGGCUCGAAAAAGCACAACAUGCCCUUCUGGAGGAUCUCCAGCCAUUCAGACCUCAUGGCCCUCCACCACGCUCUCGACCUGGAGUACUUGUAGCACCACCACCACCACCACUGAACACCGUGCUCCACCUCACACCCCCGCCACCUUUCACCUUCGCCCUCCAGCCCCGUCAAACGCUUGCCGCAGACCCCACAGCCCAGAAAAACGAAAAGAAAAAAAAUACCCCCCCCCCCCCCUGCGCUGCCUGGCGUCCGUCUUCCACUU
Molecule: messenger RNA, 2187 nt
Organism: Pleuronectes platessa (European plaice)
Lineage: Eukaryota; Metazoa; Chordata; Actinopteri; Pleuronectiformes; Pleuronectidae
Gene: eya1
Product: EYA transcriptional coactivator and phosphatase 1
Exons: 17
Coding region: 232-2016 (594 amino acids)
Biological process (GO): cell differentiation; multicellular organism development; positive regulation of DNA repair
Cellular component (GO): nucleus
Molecular function (GO): protein tyrosine phosphatase activity
Source: RefSeq, a predicted model, not a curated record